This is a messenger RNA of Elaeis guineensis (African oil palm), 814 nucleotides long. Its product is annotated as chaperonin-like RBCX protein 1, chloroplastic. NCBI's taxonomy places the organism in Eukaryota, Viridiplantae, Streptophyta, Magnoliopsida, Arecales, Arecaceae. The record is from RefSeq and is a predicted model, not a curated record. Gene Ontology annotation, molecular function: protein folding chaperone. Gene Ontology annotation, biological process: ribulose bisphosphate carboxylase complex assembly.
UCAAAAAAAAAAAAUCUCGGAUUCCAACCCAAUCCAGCGCCACUCGGCGCGGUGUACAUAAAGAUUGGAAGCCAGCGGGUGGCCGACGGUUAGUUUGGAGGGAGAUAUGGAGUGCUGUUAUUGGGCGCCUUCACGCCUUCCGCCAGCCUUCUCACACUCUUUCAGUAGAGGCAGCGGCACCGAACGCUGUUAUUGGACUUCUCCGACGAUUUGGCGGCUGAGGAAGAGGCAGAGGGCGUAUACCGGCUACGAUGUUCCUCGCUGCCAGAAGAUGUUCGUCCCCGGGUUUGGGGAGGCUUCGCCGGAAGCAAAGGCUGCUCGGAACCUGCAGAAUUUCUUCACGUAUAUUGCAGUGAAGAUCGUGCUUGCGCAACUUGAGAGCUAUAAUCCGGAGGCAUACUCGGAGUUGAUGGAGUUCAUUAGUCGCAACUCCUUGAAUGACGGGGACAAAUUCUGUGGAAGAUUAAUGCGGGAGUCUUCGAGGCAUCAAGGUUUAGCUUUGCGCAUUUUGGAGGUACGAUCUGCAUAUUCUAAAAGAGAUUUUGAGUGGGAGAACUUGAAGAAGUUAGCUUUCAAGAUGGUUGAUGAAUCUAAUACUAGGCUUAUGAGGGACUAUGUCUUGGAAACCAGUCACAUGGAGAAUGAAGGGUGAUGAAUUGCGUCACUUCUUCCAAGCUUUUCACCACCUUCAUACGAGUAUACUAGUUGUUAUUAGAUUGUUAUAUCUUGCCUAAUACUAUACACAUGCCGCUAUGUAUACUUGUAAAGAUAUACAUGUAUAUGUAUGCAUCUUAUAGAACAAUAAAACAGUAAA